AUGCUUGCUCAUGGGUGUCGGGCGGCAAGCAAGGGAUGCAAGUUCAGGCUCGGUGGUGGACGUGCAGUUGAGUCGGGUUGUGGCAGUUGCUCUCAGUGUCGCUCAAGUCGCGGCGCGCGGUGGUCGUGCGUCGAGCGCGUGUGGAGUGAUGUCUGCGAGAUGAGGCUCUCGCUGGUGCUUCUGUGGUUGGGUGCGGCGGCGGCAUGCGGCCCGGGCCGCGGUUUCAACCGUCGCCACGGACCGCGCCGCAUCACCCCCCUUGUCUUUGGCCAGCACGAUCCGAAUGUUAGCGAAAAUAAGAACACCGCCAGUGGUCCUCCCGAGGGCCGCAUCACCAGAGAUGACGAGAGAUUUAAAGACUUAGUGCCUAAUUAUAAUCCGGAUAUAGACUUUAGGGACGACGAAGGCACUGGCGCUGAUCGUCUAAUGACUCAGAGAUGCAAGGAGAAAUUAAACACUCUCGCAAUCAGCGUUAUGAACCAGUGGCCGGGAGUGCGGCUCCGUGUGAUCGAAGGUUGGGACGAAGAGAAUAAUCAUCUAGACAAGUCUCUCCACUACGAGGGUCGGGCUGUGGACUUAACCACCAGUGACCGAGACCGCAGCAAAUAUGGUAUGCUGGCCCGCCUCGCUGUCGAAGCCGGCUUUGACUGGGUCUUCUAUGAAAGCCGGUCUUACAUUCAUUGUUCUGUUAAAACAGAAUCAUCUGUGGGAACUGGUGCUGGCUGUUUCCCUGGCGGCUCCGUAGUUCACACUGAGAAAGGACCGAAGGAUAUAGCUGCCUUGCAGAAGGGAGACAAGGUCUUAGCAGCUGAUGAUAAUGGCAUGAUGAUUUAUUCUAAGGUGCUAACAUUCAUCGAUCGUGAUCCUAAUGCAACUCGACAGUUCAUCGAGAUAACUGCGGAGAAUGGUGUUGCGAUCACAACGACGCCGUCACAUUUGCUCCUUCUCGCUGCAGCUGACGGUUGGCGCGAGGUCUUUGCGGCUAACAUCAAAGAGGGAGACGUACUAUUGACAAGAGGUCGAAGUGAUGUUAUGAGGCCCUCAAGAGUAACGAGAACUCGUAUCCUCACGAAACGAGGUGUUUUUGCCCCGCUUACCAAAGCCGGCACUAUCAUAGUGGAUGACGUUCUGGCGUCAUGCUACGCGCUAGUACGCAGUCAUUCGCUUGCGCAUGUUGCGAUGGCACCAUUGCGAUGGCUUUCCAGUUGGAGCACUUCUUCAGAAACGACCAAAGGCGUCCACUGGUACGCGAGCGCGCUUUACUCUUUCGGCGACUACGUAUUACCGGCAUCGUAUAGAUAUCGAUAAGUUUUAAAGAAUUAAUAUACAAUUUUCAUAUAUACGUCGCAGGUCCGUUUAGAUUUAUCUGUGAAAAUUUAUAUUAAUUCAAGAAAAUAGAAGGAGUAGGAAAGGGCGCGCAGGUCGUGCAAAGGACACAUGUAAAUAUAUUAUUGAAAUAGACAGUGUACAUAUAAACACAAAUGUGACAUCGUAGAUAGUGUAAAUAUCACUUGUGGACAUUUGAACGUUUAGAUAUAUAAUAAAAUCGACAACGAUCGCAGCUUACCCUCCCGUAAGAAUUUAUUUAUUAAGUAAUUUUUAAGAUCAUUAUUAUGCAAAUUACGCAUUAUUCGAUUAACAAUACGUAUAUUUGUAAAUUGUGUCGGUAUUGUUAUUCUGCACAAUGCAGAAAUACUUUAAUGUAUGCGCUUAUGUUUUUUUUUUAAGAAACCGUAUUAUUAUAAUUAUUAUUAGUUUCACUUUCUCGGUGAAUCGAAAAGAUCCAAUUGAGUAGACCUUGUUCUAAAAAAGGUUUCAAUGUUAUUGUCUUGUCGGGACACACGACGUUCGGUCGCAACCAGACAUUCCAUGACUCUAAUCUUUUACCAACAUACACAAAUUGUUAAUGAAAUUGUGAUUUUGGUACCUAAAACAGUGCCUUAAGUUUUUUAUUUAUUCUUAAUUAUAAGCUAGGUG
This is a messenger RNA of Bombyx mandarina (wild silkworm), 1977 nucleotides long. RefSeq names its product hedgehog signaling protein (gene hh). Gene Ontology annotation, biological process: protein autoprocessing; multicellular organism development; smoothened signaling pathway. Lineage: Eukaryota; Metazoa; Arthropoda; Insecta; Lepidoptera; Bombycidae. The record is from RefSeq and is a predicted model, not a curated record. Gene Ontology annotation, molecular function: patched binding; calcium ion binding.